AUGGCAACAUACGAAGAAGACAUUAAACAGGAAUUAAGCAAGACAAGAGAAGAUUACGAGAAGGCAGUGGGAGAAGUCGGCGAAAUGGGAAAAGAAGUCAAUUAUUUAAAAGCUAAACCACUAUCCGAUGAUGAACUACAUUCACAAGCUUUCAGUUCUUGCCUAGAAAACAAAACCAGAGGGUUAUCUUCUACUAAAGAAGAGUUAAAAUUGAAAGAGAGGAAGUGGCCAAAAAAUUCCAAGAAAAAUCCAAUGAAUGAAGUAAUAGACAAAAACAAGAAUCAUUAG
Messenger RNA from Entrophospora candida, 288 nucleotides. Lineage: Eukaryota; Fungi; Glomeromycota; Glomeromycetes; Entrophosporales; Entrophosporaceae. The record is from the annotation of a GenBank genome assembly.